This is a messenger RNA of Pezoporus flaviventris, 2806 nucleotides long. RefSeq names its product single stranded DNA binding protein 3 (gene SSBP3). The record is from RefSeq and is a predicted model, not a curated record. Gene Ontology annotation, molecular function: protein binding; single-stranded DNA binding. Gene Ontology annotation, biological process: positive regulation of transcription by RNA polymerase II. Lineage: Eukaryota; Metazoa; Chordata; Aves; Psittaciformes; Psittacidae. Gene Ontology annotation, cellular component: nucleus. The coding region runs from base 132 to 1298 and encodes 388 amino acids. The transcript is spliced from 18 exons.
GCGGCGGCGGGCGCGGGGCGAUGGGGGCGCGGUGGCGGCCCGCGCUCUGACAGCCCCCGGCGCUCCCUCCGCGGCGGGCACAGCGGCUCCCGGCAGCGGCGGCGGCCGCCACCCCCUGCGCGGCGCGGACCAUGUUCGCCAAAGGGAAGGGCUCGGCGGUGCCCUCGGACGGGCAGGCGCGGGAGAAGCUGGCGCUGUACGUCUACGAGUACCUGCUGCACGUCGGCGCCCAGAAGUCUGCGCAGACCUUCCUGUCCGAGAUCCGGUGGGAGAAGAACAUCACGCUGGGCGAGCCCCCCGGCUUCCUGCACUCCUGGUGGUGCGUGUUUUGGGACCUUUACUGCGCAGCUCCCGAAAGGCGAGACACUUGUGAGCAUUCGAGUGAAGCGAAAGCCUUUCAUGACUACAGCGCAGCAGCCGCCCCGAGUCCCGUGCUUGGAAACAUUCCCCCGAACGACGGGAUGCCCGGGGGCCCCAUCCCGCCCGGCUUCUUCCAGGGACCGCCUGGGUCACAGCCCUCGCCACACGCACAGCCUCCACCCCACAAUCCUAACAGCAUGAUGGGACCCCACAGUCAGCCGUUCAUGUCGCCGCGCUACGCCGGAGGUCCCCGGCCCCCCAUCAGGAUGGGCAACCAGCCCCCGGGCGCCGUUCCCGGUACACAGCCAUUGCUGCCCAAUUCGAUGGAUCCCACGCGACAGCAAGGGCACCCUAACAUGGGCGGCCCCAUGCAAAGGAUGAAUCCUCCGCGAGGGAUGGGCCCCAUGGGUCCCGGUCCACAGAACUACGGCAGCGGCAUGAGACCUCCACCCAACUCCCUAGGUCCCGGCAUGCCUGGAAUUAACAUGGGGCCGGGAGCCGGGAGACCAUGGCCGAACCCCAGCAGUGCUAACUCAAUCCCAUACUCUUCUUCAUCGCCUGGUACAUACGUGGGUCCGCCCGGCGGCGGCGGUCCUCCAGGGACACCCAUCAUGCCCAGUCCUGCAGAUUCAACAAAUUCAAGUGACAACAUCUACACAAUGAUUAAUCCAGUACCGCCCGCAGGCAGUCGAUCGAAUUUCCCGAUGGGCCCUGGCUCUGACGGCCCCAUGGGCGGCAUGGGUGGCAUGGAGCCCCAUCACAUGAACGGAUCGUUAGGGUCAGGAGACAUAGAUGGACUUCCAAAAAAUUCUCCAAACAACAUAAGUGGCAUUAGCAAUCCCCCGGGCACUCCAAGAGACGACGGGGAGCUGGGAGGCAACUUUCUCCAUUCCUUCCAAAACGACAAUUAUUCCCCCAGCAUGACGAUGAGUGUGUGAUUUCCCUCCCCCUCCUCCUCUCCAGGAUCAAGAGAGUCAGCUGCCAUUCGGAGGAUCUCAACGACUUAUGCAAGAAGAAGAAGAAGAAGAAGCUAGGUGUAUGGGCAGGGACACGCGUGGCGGGGGACAAAACCCCAGGUUUAGUUUCAUGCAAUAAAAAGGCUGAACUUUUUAUUCCAUAAAACAUGAAGGACAAAACUUAAGAUAUUUCAAGACAUGACAAGACCCUUCUUUGUGCGGAAGGGUUUAUAUAUGUACAUGACACUUCUUUUUGGAAACAAACGGAAGCCUCUAGCACCCAACUCCGAUCUCUUUGCUUUGUUCUUUUAAAUAAAGACAGAAACCGAACCUGUUGUAUGUUUGUGCCGUGCGACACCAGGAAGCUAGUCUAGAUAUGAAAUCUCAUGUUGUCUCUGUUGUAGUCAUUAUUAUUUCUCUCUCUUUUUUUUUUUGUUUUGUUUUUAAUAAUAAACUGGACAGUUUACAAUGGUGGUUUUCGUUCAGAAGGCCUGGUUUUGGUUGUGUUUUGGGGUGGUUUUCCUUCCCCCCCCCCCCCCAAUAUGUUUUUGGUUUGGUUUGGGGGCUUUGGUUUUUGGUUCGUUCUGCAGCACAACGCUUCCUCCUCCAGUUAACAAGAUCUGCUUUGGGGAAGAGACUCCACCACCUCGUUCUUUGUUAACGCAGGUGACCCCUUCUAGGAUCACAUCCUCGAAUGAAUCGUGAUCUUGCUCUCUGUGACUGUGGCAUGCACUGUGUUAGUCUUUCCCCCCCUCUCUGAGUACAAGAAGAAAUCUCUGUCCCUCCCUUCCCCAGAGCCCUUCAGCUGGUUCACUGCAAACAGUUGAUUUCUGUUAUGAUUUUUGUCUUAAAUCCACCAAAAGAAAAGGGUUAAUCUGACCUGGGACUUGGAAACUGUGAUCUCCAGCUAACAUUGGGGGGGGUGGGGGGGUGGUAUUUGCUUUGGGGGUAUUUUGAGGGGGGGGGUAUUCUUUUCUUUAGAGAUGUGCUCUUGUCAAGGUUUCACUUCUCUCUGAUUUGGAACUGGAUGGAGAUAUUUUUUAAGGAAUUCUUGUUGUUAAGAUGUAACCUUGCUAUUCUGUAGGCUCGCUCUGUAUCAAGGAAAUAAAAACUAAUGGCAAGCAUCGGAGGCCCUUCCUUCUGGUGGGAGAGGAAGGGACACGAGCCAAGGCGGCGGGUUGGGAUCUCUGUACAUGACACUUCCCCUGUAGUUUGGUCUUUGUUUCUUUCUCCAGCUCCCGUUUCUGCUCCAUGUAUAUCAUACUCUGUAAAAUACUCUCUCCUCCCUCGGAUUUGCCCUUUGUGCGGAUUAUUGCAAGCAUUGUAUCUUGUUUCCGUGUUUUUUCUUACCUUGUAGUCUGGUUCGAAAAGUUACCCAGAGGGGGAAAAACAAUGAGAAAAAAAAAAAACAAGUAAUAAUUAUUCUACAUUGUAGUUUGUGUACGAUAUUUGUUGAUAAUGUUUUAUUAAAGGGAUGUCUUUUUUCCGCA